Gryllus bimaculatus (two-spotted cricket) is the source of this 8051-nucleotide messenger RNA. The record is from the annotation of a GenBank genome assembly. Lineage: Eukaryota; Metazoa; Arthropoda; Insecta; Orthoptera; Gryllidae.
AUGCUGCUGGCUUUAAAAAUUGCUGAAGACACCUAUUCAGAUGUAGAAAUAAUCCUGAUAUUGAUCCGAACAAUCACCGGCGCCAUGAGCACCCUCACGCCGCCCAUCCCCCUGGAGAAGGCCUCGAACCAGAGCCGCGUGGACUACAUCCAGGACGUGGCCUCGCAGCACGACUUCGACUAUCCGCCGGAAUUUUACGAACACACGGAAAUACUAUGGAAAGACAGAGGCGUUCAAGCGUGCUUCGAGAGGUCGAAUGAAUACCAGCUUAUCGACUGCGCGAAAUACUUCCUAGAUAAAGUGAGUGUUAUCAAACAGCCAAAUUAUACACCAACAGAACAGGACAUACUCCGGUGUCGAGUUCUUACAUCUGGAAUUUUUGAAACAAGGUUUCAAGUAGAUAAAGUGAAUUUCCACAUGUUUGAUGUUGGUGGUCAGCGUGAUGAGAGGCGGAAGUGGAUACAAUGUUUCAAUGAUGUAACAGCAAUCAUAUUUGUGACGGCAUGUAGCAGCUACAAUAUGGUUUUAAGAGAAGAUCCCACUCAAAAUAGGUUGCGCGAAUCACUUGAUCUGUUUAAAGGAAUUUGGAAUAACAGGUGGCUAAAAACAAUAUCCGUAAUCCUGUUUCUAAACAAGCAAGAUUUAUUAGCAGAAAAAAUUGGAGCAGGAAAAUCAAGAUUGGAGGAGUAUUUUGCAGACUUUGCUAGGUAUCAAACACCUGGCGAUGCGCAGCUGGAAUCUGGUUAUAACCUAGAAGUCAUUCGUGCAAAAUAUUUUAUCCGUGACGAGUUCCUGCGCAUCAGCACUGCAAGUGGUGAUGGGAAACACUUCUGCUACCCACACUUCACCUGUGCUGUGGAUACAGAGAACAUCCGGCGCGUGUUCAAUGACUGCCGGGACAUCAUUCAACGCAUGCACCUGCGACAGUAUGAGCUUUUGUGAUGCCGAAGCGUCUCCUGCUUUUGUGCAGUCGCCCUGGCCAGCACAUCACCAACAGAUGCAGGCCUCUUGGCGGCAAUCACCGUCACAGUGCGCCAUCAGAUUGUCAUCAUCAUCAUCGUUGUCAUCAUCAUCUAGCAGCAAGCAGUACAUCUUCCACUUGGGGGUAAUCACUUGCCAUAACUAUGUAUAUUGAACACGUUGAGUUUAAUUUAAAUAAUGCUGGCAUGUGAAUAUAAAUUAUAAUGAUAUUUUAAGUGGUGAUCAGACUUAUAUAUCAUAGAGAGUGUAAGUCUGUGUUAAUAUUGAGUAAUAAGAUGAAAUGAUCAUUACAUAAUUAUGAUGAUUGUUAAAAGACCAUUAAAUAAAACAACAUUGCUGAUGGUUUGUGGCAUAAUGUUUUAUUUUUCAGAUUUAAAACAUUGACAAUGGUGAUAUCUGUAAAAGUAUUGACCAUCAUUAGAAUGAAUAAUUGCAGUCACUUGAACAGAUGUUGCAGUAUAUUAGUGGAGCAGUGAACAUGAUUGGUUGCUUGCAGUGUGCAAUCUGCUCUUUGACACAGAUAAAUGCAAAUUAUGAUCUAUACAGACAUAAUAUAAAUGUUAAAUUUUUUGUUAGAAAAUAUUGAAUGUAAUGAAAACUUGUGUUAGCAUUAAACCUACAAAGCAUUUAUAUAUCAUAUACAUGUAUAACACAUAAAACAAAAGCAACAGCAUUGUUUUCAAUACGUGCAAUGUUAUAUGACCUCUGAAAUUCACUGAUUGCUUCUCAGUGUUUUCAGUGGCAUCAGAGUAAUUAAAAAGAAAAAUACAGAUGAAAUUCUGAAGCUGGUUGUGUCAAGGAAAGAGAACUGAACAUGACUUUUUUAUCCACAAAUUGUUGCGAAAAUCUGUUCUCAUUACUUGCAAAAAUAUCAAAACAAUGAAAUGAAGAGCUGAGGACAAGGGAGACAAGUAUUGAAUCAGCAACUCUGGAAUAGACAUACAAUUCCAUCUACACUAAUGUUAAUACAUCAGUAAUCCUAAAAUGAAAUAUUAAAGGUACUCAAACAAGAAACCGCAAACUAGCUCACAUUUGUGUGAUUCCAGGUUUUGGACACUUGAAAUAUGAGGUCCUCAGUUCUUAGCUCUCCCAAGUUUUUAAUUUAGAACCAGACGUAGAAAGCAAUCACAAUACAAAAGUAUUAAUCAUGGAAGUUUAUGGUGUCAUAGAAACAAGAUUAGACUUGUGAAAGCUUGUGAUAGAUAUUACUAUUGGCUUGUAUUUGUGUAGUACUCUCUUGUAUGUGCAUAACUGCCUCUUGCCCAGAGACUCUGAGGAAUUUGUGGGGUUGUGUAACACUGGACCAUUAGUCAUCUGUUUCUAAUCUUUUUCUUUUCUGUCAUAAUCUCUUCAUUUCUGUAGGAUUCCUUAUGUGUGCAACCCUAUUUAAAAUGUAUUUCUUUCCAAAACCUGGAAAUUUAUGAGGAUCUGAACAAAUAGAUGGCACAAAUUGUAAACUCUUUGCCUCUGUGAGUCCUGCUUUUUAAAUUGCUCCUGAACAUCAGCACUGUGGCCAUAGCAGUACUUGCAGAUGUGAAAGUUACUAAGACAAAUAUGUGUCUUUUUUUUAGUAUUGAUUCAUUAUAGUCAUGUAUGUUUUAUGCUUGUAGGUCCUGUCAUUUGCAGUAGAAUCACUUCUGAUUUAAGACUUAAAUCGUUUGCAUCUGUUUUUAUUUAGCCACAGUUAGAACUGAUGAAACCAGUGGACAUUGUGUGGUGUUAGUAGUAGCAUAGAAAAUUCUAACUCACUAUCAAUGUUUGUAACUUAUGUUCAUUACGCUGUUGAAUUCCAUUUUCAAUCUAAACGUGACAGCAUUCUUUCCUGUUCCUUGCAUAGAUUCUCUUUUAUUUUUCUCCUUUUUAUUUUAAUUUAAUUUUUAUUUUUUCUAUUCAGUUUCUAUACUACAUUUCUUUUAUUUGCUGCACCUAAAGAAAUAUUCAAAGGGGUCAGCAGAACAAGGCAUGGAAAAUUGCAACAGAUCGAGACUACAUUCUGCUAAAAUUUAUAUUUUUUUCUUAAUUCCUUAUUUUAUUUGUACAUUUUUUAUUUGUCCUCGUAUCUUUCCUUUAUUACAAAUAUAUUUAAUGUGUGCUAUACUUUUCCGUCCAGAUUAUCCAGCAUCAUGAAACAAAUUUGCAGAAUUCACUGUGCAUAUUUGUACAUCUAGAAUGUAUGUAUUGUGUGUGUGUAAACAGAAUGCAUUUUAGUAAAAGCAUUGAAUUUCUGAGGUUUAAGAGAUUAAAAUGUAAUACAACUAAAUUCACUGUGAUGAUGUAGUGGUUUACUGCAAAAGUACAUCUGCAUUUUGUUGAGAGUUGAAAAGUGUGGACUGGCUAUAAUUAUAGUGCAUUUGAAACUAUCCUGCUAUUUUUGCUGUGAACAAAUAUAAAUGCUAUUUCACACUCUGCAGAAGCUAUUUUCAUUCUUCACGAUUGUGUUUAUUGUAUUUUUAAAACCUUUGGAAUUGUUUCUUAUAGGCAAGCUUGUCUCUAUGUUGUGGUAAAUUGAAUUAACCAGUCACUUUUUUUAACUUAUUACAAUCAUAACCUAUUGUUAAUGUAUUUUCUUGAGAGAGGUAAUUGAGUUUACUGAAGUACACUUAAGGAAGGAAUAAUUUGUAGUUGUGAUUGACAAGAUGAUAUUUAAAUGCUGGAACAUUGUGUACUUCCCAGUUUUAAAUUUUUUUUAAUUCUAUCAGUAUUAAAUUGAACAGACUAAUUAUUAGGUGGUAUUGUGUUGUGGGUUUGAUGUUUUUAGGCACACUUUUUCAUUCAACCUUAUUGUAGGUAAAGAAUUUAUUUUUAAUUUCUUAUUUAUCUAUACUUGUCCAAUUAUUGAGGUGGUUUCAGUAUUGUUAAAAUACCGUGAAUUUUGGUCUUCCUAAAAGAACACUAAAUGUAAAAUAUUCUUAAUUUUUCAUUGUACGACUGUGGUUAUGUACAGAUUUGUGAUAUACUCUGUUUACUAUGUAGAUAGAAUUUGGGUCUAGGUAUUUUUUAAUGUGUGAUGGAUUUUAAUUCUUUAUCUGGAAAUAUCUGUUGCAAUUUAUCAUGCAGGAUUUUACAAGCAUUCAACAUAUAUGUUUAUUAUUUUUUGAGUUUUUAAGUUCAUUUUCUUAUUUUUCAAACAGAAUGGUACAAAUGAAAUGACAAGUUUGACAUUUUCAUCAGAAUUUCUACAAAUAGGAAAAUCAUAAAAAUUGGAAAAAUUCAAAAAACAAAACUUUGAGUAACUCCCCCCUCCCUGAGUCAUGUGUGUAUGCUUGUGCGCCUGCACAUAUACAUGUGUGUGUAUGUGAGAGUGUGUGUAUGGAUGACUGCGUUUGAACGUGAAGCAGUAUGUUGCUCUAGGUUUAAAUGUUUCUUAGGUAAUGUGAAUAUGGAUUUUUUAUAUAAACCAGUAUAGUACGUAUAAAAUGAGAAAAACAUUUAUUGAAUUCUUGCGUUGCUAGUCCUUUUAUUAUAAUUUAUUAUGCUUUAGUUUUGGAUGUAUGUGACUCAUUUGUACAUGCUCUUCCGUGAGAAGUUAGAGGCACACAAAAUAACUUUAGCUUCUUCAGUAAAGAAAAUAUAUAGAAUGUUAUAUAUACAAAGUUCUGCACCAGUCACAAGAACUAUGUAUGUGAGAAAUUAAAUGGAAUGAAAAAUUAAUUAAAAAAUAUUUUCUUUUUCUGAUUUGUGUGAUGUUUAACAUUGUGAGAUGUUAGAGAUGUAAUACAUGUUCAAGUGUGAAAAUAUGUGGGAAAAGGAGCUUGAGAUGAAGAUGUGAGAGUAUGUUAAUAUUUUGUAAAAUCACGCACAUGAAGUAAUUUUUUACAUAUCCAGUAUAAUUUUGAUUUCUUUUAGAUAGUGAUGCAAAUAUUGUGUUAUAAAGUAGCUGAGAGUUCAUUUUAACUGUUAUAUUCUCCAAUUUCAGACAUCCUUAAUGCACAAUUUGUAAUAUGUUGGAGUGGCUGAGGAAUGUAAUUUUCCUAGUUACAUUCAUUUCUGCUUCUGGCUGAAGUGACUGUAAUUUCUAGCUGUGAGUGGAAAUAUUUGAACCAAAGUGUUCUAGAAUGGUGUUUCUUAGUUUCUGUUUUAUGAAUGAAAGCUUGUAUGAUUUUUUUAACCCCACUACUGAUCAAGGACUGAUGAAGCAUAUUACCUGCUUACUAUACUGUAACAUGCUAAAGCAUAUUAUGGGAAAUUUUAGUUAUUUGGUAAACAGCCCCCUUUGUAACCAUUUCUCUAUAUUUAGAGAAGUGUACUAUUUAUAUAUGAAUUUUGCUCUUAUUUGAUGCUGUUACAGCUGUUAAUGGCUGUUUAAGUAUAAAGAGCACACAAUACUCGUGUAACUUUCCUCCAUUUACAUUUUGUUGAUUACAAUCUCUACUACUCCCUUGUUAAUGUUCUGUACUUAUCACAAAGGAAGAUGACUGAAUAUGAAGCAGCACUGCUUGUCAUUAUUUACUUUUUCUUCCUUAAUGUAAUCUUCGACAUCGGUUAAAAAUAUUUUUCAGGCUAGCAAAAUUUUGUUGAUUAAAGUUUAAUAGCAAUUUUGAAAUUUCAGUUUUAAAAGUAAUGACAGUAAUAUUAUGCACUUUCCCAAACUCUUGUACCAUUUUUUUUCCUUCUGGGAAUACUCCUUUAGCUUAUCUCCUUAGAAUUUUAUAUUUUUCUUUUUUAAUUGUCAAGAAUUGCACAAAGAAAUGUGUUCUAUAAUACUUGUUAUUCACAAUCUUAAUAAGAAUGUGAGAAAGGGCUAAAAUUCCAGUAUUCUAUUCCUUGUGUAAGCAUCUGUAUUCUUAGAAUACAGCUUCCUGCGAAAGGAAACUGAAGUCUUUCCCUACAUUUAUCAAGAAUAUUUGAAUAUGACCUUACCAAAGGGGCAAAAAUAUUUUGUUUUUAUAAAUAUUGCAUCUUUCUCACUCAUUGUGAAAAGUAAUAUGGUUACCAAGGCUUUUAUUAAUAAAGAUCAUUGCAGUAUGUUCUAAUAUAACUUCUGCCCUACCAGUAGUAUGACUGUAAAUGUAAAAAAUUAUUAUAGGUACUGGGCAGAAUUAAACUUGCAGCUAAAAUACUACUGUGUAUUUUUAUAUUGUAUUUCUCCUGGCCUGUAAGUAUUGUUUCUUAAGAAAGGUCAUCUUUCUUUUGGAUAAAUGCUGUAUAAAUUUUGAUUACUGAUACAACAUAUUUUUAUCAAAAACCAAGAGUUGUAUAAUUUUAUUUGUGCAGGAGAAUGUGUCUGUUUGAAAUUGUAGAUAUUUUUGUUUAAGCUUACCUUUUAUUUGUUCUUGUAAAUACUAUUUCCCUUUAAAUAUAUAUGAAUUGUUAUUUGUGUCUUAGUGCUUUAUGUGUCUUGUGAUGAAUGUGAAAGAGUAAUAAUUGUAAAUCAUUAUAAAAAUCUUGUUUUUAUAUGUGUGUAUAUAGAAAUCUACUUUAUUUUGAACAGAAUUAAUAGAUUAUAUCAAAGUUUGUUAAAAGAGAACUAAGAAAUAAAUUGAUUAUAUGCAUAUAUAUUUAAUUGCCAUACAGUGUACCUUAUCACUGCAAGUAAUUACUAAGAGUGAUCAUGGAACAUUUUCCAGGAAUUAAACAUUCAUUUUUUUGUUCAGUUUCUGUGUUGAGUCUAUUAUUAUGUUUACUGUGAAUAUUAUUUUGUUAUCCAUAUUUUGGGCAAAAAUGCCACAAGUUGUAGGGUGUGUCUUAUAUUUGAAUAAAUAUUUAAGAAUUGUCAUGUAGUAAUUAUUAAUGUAAAAGAAACGAAAAGUACAGUUUCAAGUGCAUGCAAGCAUCUUCAAUGAUCUUGCUCUUCCACUUUCAAUGGCCUGAUAAAAUAAAUGUGACACAGUAAUUUAUAUUAUUUUCAUCUUAUAUUUUUUCCACAGAACAUUUUUAGAUUUUGUGGGAUUCUUUGAUUUUAAUUACAACAAAACUAAAGUAUGAAAAUUUUGAAUCUUCUGUGAGCUUUUAGCAUAUCUAAAAAAUUGCUAUCUAAUGUACUUCUGAAGUACUAUUAAAAACAUCAUGUUGUUUCACGAACGAAUGCUAAACUCUUAAAAUAAACUAUAACAAAUAUUUGCUUUUAUUCCAUGUUAAGGUUGUACAAAUUCCUGAAUAAACCAACAUCAAAAUGCUGACGUUAAAUAAAAGAGGAGACCUAAUGUUGUAAAAUGAAUCCAUUGCCUUUUUCUCCUGCAUUUUAGUUGUAAUAUUACAUAUUUGCUUGUUUUGUAACAAAUUUGUUUUCCAGCUUCUUUCACCUCACACUUCUGGGGGAAGAAUGUAUUGAGCAGAAAGGAAUUUAGAUACAGCAUUGAUUAUCAAAUGUUUAUUCAUAAGAUUAAAGAGAGAAUUAAUUAAUUCUAUUUAUGCAUGCAUGUCUGAAUGUGUGACGAAGUUAUAUAAAGUACAUGUGACAAGAAAGGUCAAUUUUGUUGAGGAAAGUGGGACGUGGUAUUUUCUAUAAGAGAAAUUUUGGGAAUCUUCUGUAAUUACAGAGAGAGUAGCAUCUACAUUAAAUAAAGAACUUGCUGAGAAUACCCCCAAAUUAAUUAAUUAUUUUGUAUUGUUGAAAGAAUUUUAAAAUGAGUUUAUGAAUUUACCAUUUUGUAGUAAUUUUCUUCAGAAAUCCAGAAGCUUAAUUUCAAGAUUUGUGAGAGACUGACAAUCAUGAAAUAAACCAGGGAAAUACUUUCAUUUCUGAAUACAUAUAAUUACACUGAAAACUGCCAUGAAUUAUUAUGAACACAUUAAUCAUAAAUAUUUGAUAUUAAAAUAUUCAGUGAAACUGAAGACAGCUAUUUUAAGUCUUUUGCUCUUAAAUUCUAAUUUUCUUACCCUGUGCACACCAUUUACAUGACAGUAAAUUUUAAUUCAUUUCCAUUUAAACAUUUGAAACUGUACAUUUGUGAAUAGCACAUUUGUUCUGGCACACUCUAAUAAGAAAUUAUUAAUUUUUGUUAAUUUUUUUUGUCAUCUUUCAAUUAAAUAUGUAUAAAUUGUUAAGAUCCUCAUGAAUUAAAAGUAUUAAAAUGAUUUACAUUUGAAUAUGUAUGUUUAGUCUUGCUUGCAAAUUACCCUAAAAUUAA